Cuscuta epithymum is the source of this 5391-nucleotide messenger RNA. The record is from the annotation of a GenBank genome assembly. Lineage: Eukaryota; Viridiplantae; Streptophyta; Magnoliopsida; Solanales; Convolvulaceae.
AUAUCCGAUGACUGUCAUGUUUCCGGCCAAAUCGUUCAGCAAGAUCAAGAUUUCAUGCGACAUAAGGGAAGAAAAGGGCACUGGCAGUCUGGUCGGUUCUAUGCCAGGGAAGGAAGAUGGGUUGGAAUAGUCCAGACCCGGGCCAGGAGAGCAAAUAUCUUAGUGGGCUAAUUGGAUUACUUUAAUAUUGGCAGCAGCCCAUUAUAUAAUUUACAUAUAAUAAUCUGUGUGUAAUGGAUAAGGACUUUAUCUUUUCAAACAUAUAAAUAUGUAUGGAACGUAACUUUGCAGACAGGAAAAAGUAUGAUCUAAAUCUCUUUCUCUCAAAUUCUCUCUCCCUCUCUCUAUUUUUCCUGCAAAAAGUUCUUAUUUUUCUGUAUUGAUAUUGCGAUCAUCACAUCUGGUAUCAGAGCCCUUCUGAUCCAGGAAGAUGGCAGAAGGAACCAGACUAAAAGAGUGCUUGGAAGGGCAAAAACGAAUAGAGCAGUCCUUGCUGGCGGAGAUCCUCAAACGGGAAGCUGCAGAAAUAAGGCAGGGGGAGCUUCAAGAAAAAAAUCAGGAGGUUCAAGCUGAAAUCCUCAAACAGUUGGAGAAUAUACAAAGGAGGAUGGAGACAAUGGAAAUGAAGACAGAUCCCCAUAUUUCUUCAAGCUCAUCUCAGGGGAAGUACAGAUCUGGGGAGGAUGAUCAAAACAGAAACCCUUUCGCAGAAGGAGCAUCUAUUCUGGGGGAGCCGCCAUACGCCUUGGGCCUGCAUAACCUGUACACAGAGAGAUCUAAUCAGAAGCUUAAAAAUCAUGAACAUACUGGUAAUUACCACUCACAACUUCCUUUCCCAAAACUUGACUUCCCUAAAUUUGAUGGAUCCAAUGCACGUUCCUGGAUUAUCAAAUGUCAAGGCUACUUUAAGCUAAUGCCCCACAUUCAUUCCGAUCAAAGGGUCACAUUAGCCACUAUGCAUUUUGAGGGCAAGGCUUUGUCAUGGUAUCAACACCUGGACAAAGACAUUACAGUGUUAUCAUGGGAUCAAUUUCUAGGGGUAAUAUCAUCUCGAUUUGAAGGCUUAAAGGCAUCUACUGUCAUUGAAGAUUUUAAUAAACUCAAAAUGGGAAAUGAUUAUGAAAAUUAUGUGGAGAAGUUUGAAGAACUAAAAUCAUGUAUGAUAUUACUGCACAAGGAAACCUUUCCAGAACCGUAUUUCAUAUCUAGUUUUAUCAGCGGGCUUACCGAAGAGCUAAAGGCUUUUGUUAAACUGUUCAAACCUAGCACUUUGGAUGGUACCAUUGAUUUGGUAAGAAAUCAGCUGAUGACCUUGGAAACCAUCACUAAGAGGCUUAGGGUGGGUGGAAAAUCAGUUUAUGGGACUCCUAUACCUGCUAAAAGGAUGGAUGCUACUCUGAAUUUCCAGAAGAUGACAAGAGAUGGACCAAGCAAUACUGCACCACCUUUUAGAUUGCUUUCACCUGCUGAAAUGGCAGUCAAAAGAGAGAAGGGGUUAUGUUUUAACUGUGAUGAAAAGUUUGCCCCAGGUCAUAGAUGUAAGCAUAGACAUGUUUAUGUUUUAUUAGCAGGGGAUGCACCAGAGUAUGCCGAUACAGAAGAACAGCCAGAAGAAAAUGAGGGUGGAAACAUAGAAGAGGUACUUUUAACACUCGAUACUAACAACCAUAAAAAGAGAUCGACUACCAUGACACUGUGGGGGAAAUUGGGAAAGCAUAAAGUACAUAUACUGCUUGAUUCAGGGGCUUCCUUAAGCUUUAUCAGUCAGGAGGCAGUUCAGAAAUUUGGCUGCAAGGAGGAAGGGACAACUCCUUUGAAAGUUACCACUGCAGGGGGAAAUCAGUUGUGCAGUAGCACCAAAGUGGCCAACCUGGUUUGGGAAAUGCAACAUCACACCUUCAACUAUACCCUUAGAGUUCUGGACAUAAAAGAAUUUGAUUUAAUAUUAGGGGGGGAUUGGCUUAGAGACCUUACACCUGUGCAAUUUGAUUAUAAGAAAAUGAGUGUCACAGUUACCUCGGGUGAUGUUCAGAUUGAGUUGUUGUGCGAGGACAAGUGCCCUUUAAUCACUUGUCACACACUAUAUAAGUUGUUACAUGAGGAAACUCCAAGCCCUAUUGAAGAAGUGUACUGGAUCAAGGUGAAAGAACCUGGAAGAGAUCCUUCUCACGAAUUGGGGGAAAUUUUGGAAGGGUUUACAGAUGUUUUUGAAAAACCAGAUUCCCUUCCCCCACCCCGGGGUAUUGAACAUCAGAUAGUGCUCAAGCCUGGAAGCAUUCCCAAACAACAGUACCCUUAUAGGGUCUCACACAGUCAAAAAGAUGAAAUAGAGAAAAUUGUGGCUGAAUUACUAGAGUCAGGGGAAAUACAACCCAGCAAGAGCCCUUUUUCCUCACCUGUCCUACUAGUGAAGAAAAAAGAUGGCAGCUGGAGAAUGUGUGUGGAUUACCGAUACCUUAACAGCCUUACCAUUAAGCAUGAUUUUCCUAUUCCUAUUAUUGAUGAGCUACUAGAUGAGCUAAAGGGAGCCAAGUAUUUCUCAAAGAUAGACCUCAGAUCUGGGUAUUUCCAAAUCCUAAUGUCCCCGGAGCACCGGUACCUCACAGCAUUCAGAACCCAUCACGGGCACUAUGAAUUCCUAGUCAUGCCCUUUGGGUUGUGCAAUGCCCCAGCCACGUUUCAAUCCUUGAUGAACCAGGUUUUUAAGGGACUGUUGAGGAAAUCAGUGCUAGUAUUCUUUGACGAUAUACUAAUCUACAGCCCUAACUGGAAACAGCACAUUCAGGACCUUAAGAGUGUUUUGGAAAUAUUAAGGAGUCACAAGUUAUAUGCAAAAAAGAGUAAAUGUACUUUUGGGCAGGAGUCGGUUUCUUACUUGGGACACAUAAUUAAACAGGAUGGAGUAACUACCGACCCAGAAAAGAUUGAAGGAAUGGUUAACUGGCCUACACCGACUUCCUUAAAGGAAUUGAGGGGGUUCCUAGGACUGACAGGGUACUAUAGAAAAUUCGUAAAAGGGUAUGGGAUCAUUAGUAGGCCCUUAACAUCAUUACUGAAGAAAGGGGCUUUUCAAUGGAAUCCUGAAGCAGAUCAGGCUUUCAAGGAACUGAAGAUUGCCAUGACUACUACGCCAGUUCUAGCACUUCCAGAUUUUACUAAACCAUUCAUUAUUGAAACAGAUGCUAGUGGAAGUGGAAUCGGGGCAGUACUAAUGCAGGAAGGGAGACCCUUGGCUUUUCUAAGCAAGAAGUUGGGAGUGAGACACAUGGGCCUUUCUAUCUAUGAAAAAGAAUUUUUGGCUGUGCUCAUGGCUAUUCAAAGAUGGAGACACUAUCUGCAAGGCCACAAAUUUAUCAUCAAGACAGAUCAGCAAGCCCUGAAAUACCUACUUGACCAGAGGAUCACUACACCCUUACAACAAAAAUGGAUAACUAAGCUUUUAGGAUUGAACUAUGACAUACAAUACAAAAAGGGGGUCGAGAAUAAGGUGGCAGAUGCCCUAUCAAGAAAGGAACUGGACAAGGAAGGAUGUUACUCCCUUUCUACAGUUAAACCGGUCUGGGUACAGCAGGUCCUGGAAAGUUAUGACAAGGAUCCUUUUUUCUCUCAAAUAAUUAAGGAAAAACUAGAAGAUCCUGUUUCACAUCCAGAUUUUGAGAUUUUUGAUGGCAUUUUGAGAUAUCAGGGAAGGCUGGUCAUUGGUAGUAAUACUGAGCUCAGGCAUACUAUCUACAAAGAACUGCAUGCAUCCGCAGUAGGUGGACAUUCGGGCAUACAAGGAACCUAUAUGAGGAUUAAGAGGGUAUUCUACUGGCCAAGAAUGAAGAACAAUAUUAUCCUCUGGAUAAAAGAAUGUGAGGUGUGUGCCAAGACUAAACCUGACGGGGUACCUUACCCCGGGCUGUUACAACCUCUGCCCAUUCCCGACCAAGCUUGGAGCCACAUAAGCAUGGACUUCAUUGAAGGACUCCCUAAAUCUCAGGGCAAAGAUGUUAUCCUAGUGGUUGUUGAUAGGCUCACUAAAUAUGGACACUUCUUGCCCUUGUCUCAUCCCUAUACAGCCCACACAGUAGCAAAGAUGUUCCUUGACAAUGUGUACAAGCUACAUGGCCAACCUAUAGAUAUACUAUCUGACAGAGAUGCAGUAUUUUUAAGUGGCUUCUGGAAGGAAUUAUUCAAGCUCAUGGGAACUCAUUUAAGCUAUACUUCAGCUUAUCACCCCCAAACAGACGGACAAACAGAGAGAUUAAACCAGUGUUUGGAGGCUUACCUUAGGGCUAUGACCCACCAAAAUCCCAGGCAGUGGGUACAGUGGCUAUCCCUAGCUGAGUACUGGUAUAACACCAAUUACCACUCCAGUACUAAAACUACCCCAUUUGAGGCCUUAUAUGGACACACACCCCCGACCUUAUCCAUACCCACACCUUCUGCCCUAACUAAUAUAGAGGUGAGGGAGCUUAUAAACCACAGACAAAGGCUGAAACAGGAGCUGAAAGAAAAUCUCAAAUUAGCUCAAGAGAGGAUGAAAUAUUUUGCAGACAACAGACGGGUUGACCGUGAGUUUGAGGUGGGGGACCGAGUUUACCUGAAAUUGCAACCAUACAGACAACAUUCAGUAUUCCUGAGGAGAAACCAGAAAUUAGCAGCACGUUACUACGGACCUUAUACCAUACUUGAAAGAAUUGGGAGAGUUGCUUACAGGCUAGACUUACCUGAAGAUACCAAAAUACACCCUGUUUUCCACGUUUCCCUUUUGAAGCGUUGUAUCAGUCCGAGAGCAGAGGUGUCGACUACCAUACCUCCGGUUGAUAAAGAUGGGUGCUUUAUCAUUACUCCAGCCUCUGUGAAGGGAAUUUGCAGGGAUCCCACUGGAACUGCUAGGGUAACUUUACUCCUAGCCCUAAAAGCAGAUGGAGGAAUUAUGGAAGGUUGGGUAUCUAAGGCUAAUUUCAGGAAAAUGUUUCCAAAGAUUGAUCCUUGGGGUCAAGGAUCGCUGAAAGGAGGGGGUAUUGUCAUGUUUCCGGCCAAAUCGUUCAGCAAGAUCAAGAUUUCAUGCGACAUAAGGGAAGAAAAGGGCACUGGCAGUCUGGUCGGUUCUAUGCCAGGGAAGGAAGAUGGGUUGGAAUAGUCCAGACCCGGGCCAGGAGAGCAAAUAUCUUAGUGGGCUAAUUGGAUUACUUUAAUAUUGGCAGCAGCCCAUUAUAUAAUUUACAUAUAAUAAUCUGUGUGUAAUGGAUAAGGACUUUAUCUUUUCAAACAUAUAAAUAUGUAUGGAACGUAACUUUGCAGACAGGAAAAAGUAUGAUCUAAAUCUCUUUCUCUCAAAUUCUCUCUCCCUCUCUCUAUUUUUCCUGCAAAAAGUUCUUAUUUUUCUGUAUUGAUAUUGCGAUC